Rhopilema esculentum is the source of this 882-nucleotide messenger RNA. RefSeq names its product dynactin subunit 3. Gene Ontology annotation, biological process: cytoskeleton-dependent cytokinesis. Lineage: Eukaryota; Metazoa; Cnidaria; Scyphozoa; Rhizostomeae; Rhizostomatidae. The record is from RefSeq and is a predicted model, not a curated record. Gene Ontology annotation, cellular component: dynactin complex.
GCCAUGACCAGCGUCAUGCAUUUUUCCCCUAUGCUAUUUUCAAGAUGGCCGAUGGUCUGGAAGCUGACAAAAUACUGGACCUUCUUGAAUCCCGGAUAAAACGGAUCGAAGAGAGAGUAUACGCUGCAAAUGGCAGUAAAAAUCUUGACGACGGAAAGGUUGCAGAAGCCAUUUUUGAAGCUCAGAGGCAACUUAAAGAUGUAGAGGCAAAGUCUGCUGCAGGCAGCACAGUUUUCAAACACUUGAUGUCAUUGGAGAAUUACCUCUCAGCUGAAUUUUUAGAGGGAAUAACUUCAAAUUCAGAUUCAAAAGCAGAGAUUGUUCUUGCCAGUGAAAAUAAUAUUAGAGGAACUGCAAAGCUGCUUGAAGAAAUUGAGAAGAGGAAAGCUGUUAUCAAUGAGAAGAAGUUACUAGAUGUGCCUCAAUGGAAUGCAAAGUUGGAACCUUUGGCUCAAGUUCAGAUUCAGCAAAUGGAUGAAGCUGAUGAGACCAGUUCACAUGUAGUCAACCUGCUAUCUGCCUAUAACAACACUAUUUCAUCCCUUUCAAAGCAGUUCAUUCAAUGGGAUAAUGUGAUCACACAAUGUGAAAUUGCUGUUGAGAAAGCGAAAACUGCCAGCCAAGAAUGAUUGAAUGAGUCUUGCCUCAUUACCUGGUACAAAUGGUGUUGAACUGAACUGGUUAGUCUACCUGAACAUUCUAGUUCCACAUGACUAUUUGUGAAAACUGUGAAAGCAAUUUAAAAAACGACAAGGUAAUUGCAUAAUUUGGAACUAAGAGCAAAAGGAUCUAUGUAAUUAAAUUAGUUUGUUCCGUGCUAUGUAGAAAUUAUUUAACUUAGUACUAAUACUUAAAGGUAUAUGAUAUGGAAAAAUAUCAGUA